This is a messenger RNA of Mycena citricolor, 417 nucleotides long. The record is from the annotation of a GenBank genome assembly. Lineage: Eukaryota; Fungi; Basidiomycota; Agaricomycetes; Agaricales; Mycenaceae.
AUGCCGCCCUUGCACGCUGCAAUCACCGACGCAGUUUGUAUCAAGAUUGUCCUCUAUGCCGUUAUGUUCUUCACCCUAAUCCAAUCAGCUGUCACCGCUUUUGCGACGCCGUUGUACAGGCAUCAAGAAUACCACACCUCCGCGCUCAGUGGCCAUGCCUGGGUCCAGGAACUUCUAAACGGGCAUCCUGAGCGCAUCCGAACAGAGCUCGGCAUGCGCAAGGAGGUCUUCGAGUCCCUUGUUUUGCAGCUCAGUCUGGUGGCGGGGCUCAAAGACUCUUGUUAUGUGACACUCGAGGAGCAGAUUGCGAUAUUUCUGUACAUAUACUCGCGCGAUCAGAAUAUAAUGGUCACUGCAUCAUUUGGAGCUGUGCGCUCCACCAACGCCGUCAUGUGGCCUGAGAUUGAUGUCACGUAG